Molecule: messenger RNA, 1173 nt
Organism: Fusarium musae
Lineage: Eukaryota; Fungi; Ascomycota; Sordariomycetes; Hypocreales; Nectriaceae
Exons: 1
Coding region: 1-1173 (390 amino acids)
Molecular function (GO): protein binding
Source: RefSeq, a predicted model, not a curated record
AUGCUGCCAUUACCUUGGACACACAACCUACUAUCACUAAUUGAAUUUAAAGAACUAAGGGGACAAUUCGUCUCAAAUCUCCAAGCCACAGAGGAGAAGGAUAUGUUUGGCCGAUCUCUGCUACACUUGGCCCUUGAUCUCGGUGUAGGUGACGACGCUGUACACCUGCUCAGUGGUGCCGCUAAUGAGCCCGACAUUUGGGGUCGUCUUCCUCUACACAUCGCUUCCUCCACUGGCUGUAUUGACUUAGCCACACGUUUGAUCUACGACCAGGCAGGAAUUCAAGCGAAGGAUAAGAUGGAUUUGCAACCUCUCCACUAUGCUAGUGCUGCGGGGCAUUUGGACAUUGUGAAUCUGUUGAUUGAUAAAGUUGAAAUUGACCCAAAGGACUGGCAUGGCAGGACGCCUCUCCUCUUUGCUGUCGAGAACGGACAUGUAGCAACAGCUACUAUGCUUCUUGAUAAUGGGGCUAAUAUUGAAAAUGGUGAUGUGGAUGAAUGGACACCACUGCUGCAUGCUAUCAAUCAUGGACGAGUGGGCGUUGUUGACUUGCUCCUUCGUAAAGGCGCCCAGGUCAAGCCAAUGAUGGAAGCUACAAUUCCUAUGAUCCCAUUUCCUAUGAUCCACCCUUUGAGGGAAAGACAUCUUGGCGUCAUCAAGCUGCUUGUUGAACAUGGGGCUGUUGAGGAGAUUUGUCGUUUCAUUAGCAAAAAUCUUCUACUUUGGGCUGCUAAGAUGCAAGAUCAUCGCCUCGCUCGUCAACUGGUCCUCCACAAAGUCUUUCGAACACCCAUCGCUACUAACGGUAUCACUGCGCUUUCGUAUGCCGCUGAACAAGGAAAUCACGAAAUCGUGGUGGAACUGCUCGAAAAUGGAGUGGACCCUAACGAAAGGUGCAGCGGUCGUGAACUACCGUUGUCAUACGCUGUGGCGGGGGGACACGUAAAUGUCACGAAAGAACUACUCGAACACAACGCCAACCCAAAUUCAAGAUCUGGUAUAGAUAUGGAUGGUCAAAUUUUUAUCGUCAAAGCAUUUGACCUAGGAUAUCCGGAUAUCAUUGACCAUCUUGUUGCUUGGGGGGCCGAUGUCGGCGCUAUCGCUUCUCGUGGCUGGGCGCCAAUCUUCCCGGCUGCUGUCAAUGGCCAUCUAGGCGCUGCUGAAGGCUCAUAA